Molecule: messenger RNA, 1008 nt
Organism: Aspergillus mulundensis
Lineage: Eukaryota; Fungi; Ascomycota; Eurotiomycetes; Eurotiales; Aspergillaceae
Product: Mrp/NBP35 family ATP-binding protein
Exons: 2
Coding region: 1-1008 (335 amino acids)
Biological process (GO): iron-sulfur cluster assembly
Cellular component (GO): cytosol
Molecular function (GO): 4 iron, 4 sulfur cluster binding; ATP binding; ATP-dependent FeS chaperone activity
Source: RefSeq, a predicted model, not a curated record
AUGCCUCUAGAAGGUGUCAAGAAUAUCAUCCUGAUCCUCUCCGGUAAGGGUGGCGUUGGCAAGUCCUCAGUCACCCUUCAGCUCGCCCUCGCCCUUACCCUGCAGGGCAAAUCCGUCGGAAUACUCGAUAUCGACCUAACGGGCCCCUCCAUCCCACGCCUCGUUGGCCUCGAGAACGCAAAGAUCACCCAGUCCCCGAACGGAUGGAUUCCCGUGCCAGUACAUGAGACCCAGUCUCAAGCAGCUCCCAAAAAUGACGCUGCGCCUGCCGCUACCACUACCGCUGCCGCUGCCGGCGAAAUUGCGAACGAGAACGGGGGCACAACACAACCAAGAGGAAGCCUCCGCUGCAUGUCCCUAGGCUUCCUCCUCCGCGAUCGCGGCGACGCAGUCAUCUGGCGCGGGCCCAAGAAAACAGCCAUGAUCCGCCAAUUCCUUACAGACGUCUACUGGGGCGAAACGGAUUACCUGCUUGUCGACACGCCACCGGGCACAAGCGACGAGCAUAUUGCGCUUGCGGAGGAACUGCUGAAGAUCUCUACGACAAGCCCGUCUACCAGUGGACCUAGUGCGCUUCCGCAUCUCACGGGCGCCGUGCUCGUAACAACCCCGCAGGCAAUUGCGACAUCGGACGUGCGCAAGGAGGUGAACUUCUGCGUCAAGACGAAUAUCCCCACGCUGGGCGUGGUGGAGAAUAUGUCUGGUUAUACGUGUCCAUGUUGCGGGGAGGUGAGUAAUCUUUUCUCGAGUGGGGGCGGGGAGGUUAUGGCGAGGGAGAUGGGGGUAAGGUUUUUGGGGAAAGUGCCGGUUGAUGUGCAGUUUGGGGCGUUAGUAGAGGCGAAGAGUGCAGAGGAUAGUGAUGAUGAGGAUGAAGAGGACAAAGUGCAAGAAGAGAAAGAGGAGGCUGUGGUGGAUGACAGGCCGCUGGUGGAGAGGUAUAGAGAGUGUUGGUCAUAUGGGCGGUUUGAGGGGUUUGCUAGGACGUUGAUAGGAGAGAUUGAAGGCUGA